This is a messenger RNA of Vigna angularis (adzuki bean), 1471 nucleotides long. Its product is annotated as protein PHLOEM PROTEIN 2-LIKE A10. The transcript is spliced from 2 exons. The record is from RefSeq and is a predicted model, not a curated record. NCBI's taxonomy places the organism in Eukaryota, Viridiplantae, Streptophyta, Magnoliopsida, Fabales, Fabaceae. The coding region runs from base 118 to 1389 and encodes 423 amino acids.
UAUAGGGGUAUAUGUUCAACAACCGUUUGUUUGGCGCGUACAUGAUGAUGAGUGUGCACCACUGGUAUUUUAAUUACUGGGGCAAAGCAAAGUUAGUAGUAGGAGGAGUGUGGUGUAAUGCCAGAGAGGGUUUUCACUCUCAUGGACCUUCCGCUUCUCAGGAACUCUCCCCAAUUUUCUUCAAGAAAAAGAAAAUACCUUCUCCUAUUUGCCUUCUUUGGUGCCUCCGGUUACGCCGCCUAUAGGGCUUACAAUUCACCCUAUGUCGCUCAAAAACGCCACCGUAUUGCCAAGCUCCUCAGAACCUUCGUUACCGUCACCGAGUUAAUUUCCGAUUCUGCACACUCCCUCACCGUUAUCUCUAACGACUUGCACCAAUUCCUCGCUUCUGAUUCCGACGAGAUCCCCACCAGUUUGAAGCAAUUAGCGAAAAUCGCCAAAUCGAAGGAAUUCUCAACGUCGCUGGCUAGGGUUUCCGAGGCUGUGACGAUUGGGGUUUUGUUAGGGUAUAACUCACGGGCGGGUAAUGAUAAUAACGGUAUUGCUUCCUUGGAAAUCACCGCGGAAGCUUCUAAAUUCUCUGAUAGGGUGUUAGAGAAGCUAUUCUCGAAGGCUGGGACGGGUUUUGCGUCCGUUGUGGUUGGGAGCUUUGCGAGGAACUUGGUUUUGGGUUUCUAUGGUGCCGAAUCAACGGGGGAGAGGUCUCAAUCGGGGGUUCCUAGAUGGGUGAAUGCGAUUUAUGAUGAGAGGUGUGGCAAGUUUAUUGGGGAUUGUGUGCAGAUUUUUGUGAGCACUGCGGUUGCUGUUUUUCUUGAUAAGACAAUGAAUGUCAAUACCUAUGAUGAAAUGUUUGCGGGGUUGUCGAAUCCCAGGCAUCAGGAGAAGGUGAAGGAGAUUUUAGUUUCCAUGGUUAAUGGGGCUGUUGAGACCUUUGUCAGAACUUCGCACCAUGUUUUGUCUAACCGGAGUGAGAGGUUGAAUUCGGGUUUAUCUAUGUCUUCUGUUGUUGUUCCAGCAAGUGAAGACGGGUGCCUGAAACAGGAGGUUUUUCUGCGGCAGGUCAGGAUUGGAAGCUCGGUUGGGGGGGCUCAGGAUGUUGGGUGGCUUGAACAGAUUAAGUCAACGCUAGCGGUGCCGGCUAACCGAAGGUUUGUGCUUGAUGUCACGGGGAGGGUAACGCUUGAAACGGUGAGGUCAUUUGUGGCGUUUUUGAUGUGGAGAAUAACGGAUGGAUUCAAAAGUAGUGUUUGUAAGGUUCAUGAUGAGGUAGUGAACAAAGGACUAGAAGUGGUUAGAUAUAUUGCAGCCAAGUCAUCGGUUAUUUUUACCUUGUGCCUUGCUUUGUAUUUGCAUAUUGUGGGUGGUAGUAGGAUUGUUUUGCCUGCUUAGUAUGAUGUUUCAGCCUACCUCUUAAUUGUAAUGCAGUUGGAAUAUAAUGCAGAAAAAUCGGAUCUUUCAGUUAGGCAGCAUA